UGCAGUUAACCUUUUAAAAAAUGGCUGGCUAUGUCGUAGCAUAAGUUGUCAGGGAAACAAUUAAACCUACACCCGGAAUUGUUACUUUUUAAGUUUAUAAAACCCGGAAAGAAAUAUAAAAGGCGCUUCUUAUGGGGGUUAAAAACAUAUUUUCAAUAUGCCGGGAAAAUUGGCUACCAUGCUGGAUAACUUGGAUCACUUUGUUGAAGUCCUUACGCUUGCACAAAGCAUACAAGUGAAGGAUUUGGAUAUCUUGAGUGUUAAGAGAGCAUUUGAAUGGUCUACUUACUUCCGACAUGUCUACCAUCGCUUUGAAUCUAAUGAGACCGUUAGACAUGCAAUUGAAAACCAUCUUUUGGAAAAAAAUAAAGAACUGAAUUCAUACAUAAAGAGUUAUAAAUUCAUUAUGUUUAAGGACCUUGAGAAGAGUGAGGAGAUUCUCUACAUGUCUCUUCUCCAAAACAAAGGAAUUCCUAAUGAUAUCCUUAAGUAUCUGGUGACACAGUUUACAGACGCUACUUCUCAGGAUUCCAAACUUCAUGGUGUGAACCGAGUUGUAACACAGAAAGCAGCUUGUCAGCUGUUGCUUUCUCUAACAUCUGUUGAUCCUGUUAACAUUCAAAACUCUUUAGACAACCCUAUAGUUCUCACUCAGACUGAGAUGUUGAGGAGCACCUUAGAAGAGAGAAUCAAGACUUUAGAAGAAAAUCAACAACUUGCUGCUCUUUCAGAUAUUCUUUCAGCGAUUCCCCAACCUCAAGGGUAUUAUCUCUUGUUGGCCAUGCUUGAUAGCAAAGAAUCAGACAAAUAUGGAUGGUUGUCUCAUUUAAUCUUGGACUGGUUGUUGGAUGAUUCUGCUAGAUGUUCUGGUUUCUGUAGCAAUAUUAGCCCUCCGGUUUUAUCUAGACUGGCUUCAAGGUAUCCUCAAUUGGUGCAGGCUUACUUAGACAUUUUAACAAAUUGGGGUGCAAGCAUGGAAAUGGAUUUUGCUCAUGGGAUGUGGGUUAGUCCAAUUCCUUCUUUGUCUUUCAGUGUUCUCCUGGAUCACUUUCAAUGUCUUUUGCUGGGUCCUAAAGAUCUCAAAACAGCUACAGACACUACUCUAAAGAGGUUAAAACACGAGGAUGGUGAUUACAAUGUUCCUGGUCUUAGUAUAUGGACAGACUUGUUACUUGAAUUAAAGAAAAUCUAAUCUCUUUUGUAUUCCAUCUAGUAAUUUGAUUGUAUUUCUAACAUAUUUCAGCAUGAUAUAAAUGAGAUGUAUUGUAAUUUUGCUGAAUCCAAUUGAUUAAAACUGAGAAUGUUGUAACCAAA
Molecule: messenger RNA, 1314 nt
Organism: Bombina bombina (fire-bellied toad)
Lineage: Eukaryota; Metazoa; Chordata; Amphibia; Anura; Bombinatoridae
Gene: FANCF
Product: FA complementation group F
Exons: 2
Coding region: 158-1192 (344 amino acids)
Biological process (GO): interstrand cross-link repair
Cellular component (GO): Fanconi anaemia nuclear complex
Source: RefSeq, a predicted model, not a curated record